This is a messenger RNA of Platichthys flesus (European flounder), 1526 nucleotides long. RefSeq lists its product as uncharacterized. NCBI's taxonomy places the organism in Eukaryota, Metazoa, Chordata, Actinopteri, Pleuronectiformes, Pleuronectidae. The record is from RefSeq and is a predicted model, not a curated record. The transcript has 7 exons. Bases 104 to 1000 code for a protein of 298 amino acids.
CCACUGCCUCAGAGAUAAAUAGUGAGCAAACUUUCAUUUCUGAUUAGACACUGCGUAGCACUGCACACUGUUUGUCUGACACUGGAGAGCCUUUUCCACAGCCAUGAAAGUACUUCUUGUUGCUGCAGUGGUCGUCCUGAUCCACGGCAGUUAUGCCACUCUGCUCAUUAAAGGGCCGACCCAACUGGUUCUGGAGGGAGACAGGGUGACGCUGGAGUGUCGCUACUCAGACUCUGAGCUCAACAUCAGCCAGGUCCGCUUUGAGGUCUUCUCCAAGUAUUUGCAGAGCUGGCAUCAGAUCUACGAGCGCUCCUGGUGCUUCUACUCGAUGGAGACCGAGCUGACAGCUGACAGCCUGCUCCUGACUAUCCCCCACGCAGGGAGUUACUUUCAGGGGCCUUAUCGCUGCGUGUCCGAGGCUGAGAAUGUGACCGCGCCAGACAACUCCUCCGAGCCGCUGGCCUUCAAAGUGCAUUACAUGGGGGAUCUGUCACUGACCAGGGAGGGCUACACCCGCUACCUGGGUAUCCCGAAGGACCUGAAGGUGCAGCCCAGGGAUGACGUGGUGCUCAAGUGCUCUGCCAGCUCCUCGGAGGAGCUUAGCUACUUCUGGCACAAGAAGGGUAGCGACUGGAUCCUGCCGUCCUCAACGCUCACACUGAAGAAGGUGAGCGCGGAGGAUGACGGAGAGUACACCUGCAUGGCUCAAAACCGUGCUGUGGAAUCACUCAGCAAGAAACGCUCAGUCAGAAUCACCGUUCUGCCGGAGGAUGCCCCCUGGUACGAGUCCAGUAAUGGCCGUCUCAUUCUGAUGACCUCGGCGGCGGCUGUGGCUCUGCUGGUGUUCGUCCUCUCUGUGAGCGUGUUCCUGUGCCGCAGGGCCAAGCAGACCAAGACCAGCAAGGGACCGAUCGACGACCACUCCCAGAAGAAGCCCAUCUACCGAGGCAGCUCGGAGUCCCUGCCCUCUGCCUGCGGAGACAAACAGCCCCUGGUGUGACUGCACAGGCAGGUGGAAGGAUGGGGCAGAUCGGGGGGGGGGGGGGAGAUAGAGCGAGAGGCAAGGAAGAUGGAGUGGGUGGCCCAGAAAUGAGGGAUGGCACAGAAGGUAUACUGAAAGAAGGAGGAGAUGGUAUAGGUUUAAGAGAACUGUAGGGUGAAAAUCAAAGUGAGCAACAAGCUGGGUGCUUUGCUUGUGGGCGUAUGCCGUUAUACAUCAGGAACACAAAGGUGGGCAAUUUUCUCUUCACUUAUUCCGCAGCGUGGAAAAAAGGACUCGACGUACAAUCCUCUCCUUUCUGUUGCAAACUUAAUUGCUGAGCUGCGUAUUACCAAUAAACCAAUCGGGUGACGGGGCAAGCUUUUAUUUUGUUGAUUUUUUAUUCCCUGUUUUUCAACCAGCUCAAAGAAUCUGUGAAAAUGUCUUUAUGAUCGCUGUGCCGUUGCAGCUCCCAAGCACAUUGCACUUCACCAUUUAAUUCACUGUACUUUGUAUUUCUUCUUGUAUUAAAUGGCUCUUAGAUGUC